Messenger RNA from Danio aesculapii, 1897 nucleotides. It is a transcript of the gene eloal, whose product is annotated as elongin A, like. NCBI's taxonomy places the organism in Eukaryota, Metazoa, Chordata, Actinopteri, Cypriniformes, Danionidae. Gene Ontology annotation, biological process: transcription elongation by RNA polymerase II. Gene Ontology annotation, cellular component: elongin complex; nucleus. The transcript has 11 exons. The record is from RefSeq and is a predicted model, not a curated record. The coding region runs from base 1 to 1728 and encodes 575 amino acids.
AUGAACAGAAAUUCUUGGUUUUCUGGUAAGUCUAACAGUGUUCGGCUGCUUAAAAUCUUGAAUAAACUUGAAGUAUUGGACAUCACACUGGAAAUUCUUUCUGAAACUGGAAUUGGAAAAGUUGUCAACUCCUUCCGGAAGCACGAUGAAGCAGGAAAGGUGGCGAAAGUGUUGGUUAACCGCUGGAAAGCACUUGUUCCAAAAGGCUCAUUAAGUUUGAGUGAAGGAAACCCUGAAGACUGCCAAACUCAAAAUGAAAAGCUCAAAGAAGACAAUGAAAGCCGUAGAAAGGAGAGCAACCGUAUUUCAGAAAGCAGCAAUUCUAGAAAGAAGCCAAAAAUGGAGAAUAUUAGUGUUGGGAAGAAAUUAUCACUGAAUGUUGAUAUUAAAUGCAAAACGAAGUCCAGUAGAUAUAAAGUCAUCUUGAAUGGGGAAAAUAAUGAUAAUGAGGAGCCAAAAAAAGAUUUGGGUUUGAAUCGGGGCUCACUGACUCAUGGAUCAGACUAUAGCAAGGAAAAGAAGCAUGAAAGCAAAAAAACUGAAACCGUUUCAGGUGCAACAAACAAACAGAGGAGUGGGAAACUUGAGAAGUCUUUGAAAGUAACUGGAGAUGCUUGCAAGAAAGAAAAGAGGAAGGCCAGAGAUAAACCCACAGCUCUGGAGAUUGAAGGAAAGGCUGAGGAUAUCUGUGAAAAUCCCUCCAUGUCAUUCGAAGCAUAUCUAAGUUACGACUUGGAGCCUCCCAAACGCAAGAAAUGCUUCAACGUCCCCAAGAAUUCAAAGAGAAUUAAAACCGCACACAAAGAAAGCUCGAGUGUGUCUCUUGUGAAGAUGAGCAAAGCUGCGAUUGAAGAGCCAAUAACAGCGGUGCAUCAAAAACAGGUUCCUGAGCAGUCAGUGAUGGACUUGCUGAAUGUUCCUUUACCAAUGAGUUUUCCUGAAUGCGAGGAUGUUUCUCAGUAUCAGUACUUCAGUGAAAAGAAAGAUGACAGAAGAGUGACUGAAGUCUGUGAGGAGGAGGAGGAGGCGCCGCUGUUCAUUGGACAGCGGCUGAAGAAUAAGAUGCAGGUGUAUUCGGGCAGCAAGAUGACAUUUCUGCCCUCCAUGAUGACUCUGUACCAGCAGUGCAUCCGAGCACUGCAGAACAACAUCGACUCUCUCUAUGAAAUUGGAGGAGUGCCGUUCGAGAUUUUGGAGCCGGUAUUGGAGCGCUGCACUGCUGAACAGCUCCUGCGCAUCGAGGAGUACAAUCCUGUGUACAUCGGUGUGACUGAUCACCUGUGGGAGAAGCACUGCCAGAAGGAGUUCAGAAACGCCCGUCUGGAGGAGUACGAGUCCUGGAGAGAGAUGUACCUUCGUCUGUUCGAGGAGCGAGAGAGAAAACUCCAGCAGCUCACCAAGAGCAUCGUCUCCGCUCACUCCGGCAAGCCCAAAGGUCGACAGGUGAAGAUGGCCUUUAUUCACUCGGCUGCUAAACCACCUAGAAAUGUGAGGAUCCAGCAGGAGAUCCACGGCACGGCAGGCCCCGUUACGGCCCCGCACCCCACAGACAGAGCCGGCAGUGUGAAGCCCAAUGAGAACAGAGUAAGAUCAGGCUUUAUCGAGCCUUCAAAACCCUGCAGCACCAGCAGCUCCAGCCAUAGCCAAGACCCCCGCAAGAUCAAGAGAGUUGCGCCCAUGAUGGCUAAAUCCCUGAAGGCCUUCAGAAAGCAGUUCAGUCGCAGAUGAAGAUGAAUAGUUGGUUGCAUUAUGAACCCUUAUUGUCUAAAUGGUUUCUAAAGUGUUUUUCUUUUCAAUGUUAUUUGUAAUUCCUCAAUAUUCUUCCAGGAUUGAUGAAAUAUGAUCAACUUAGUAUUUAUUUGUAUGAGCCAUAAUUGCAUUUUGAAAUGGACUGUUU